GGCUCUGAUGAAAGUGCUGACUUGUAUCAAGUAGAACUCAACCGUGGCUCACGUGGGUUUGGAUUCUCCAUCAGAGGAGGCAGAGAGUUCAACGCAAUGCCACUCUAUGUUCUAAGGAUAGCUGAGGGUGGAGCAGCAGACGUUGAUGGGCGGCUGAGAGUCGGGGAUCAGAUCUUAGAGAUUAAUAACUUCCUGACAGAAAACAUGACACACACAGAGGCAAUAGAAAUUAUUCAAAAUGGUGGACUUAAUGUGAAGUUGCUGAUGUGCAGAACAAACAAACCGCCUCCUUUGUUUGAAGGCCCUCCUGCCUCUCCAAGCAGUCUGACCUCGGGUGCUCCUUUCCUGCCCAAUAUUCCACCAAUGGCCAAUGGUCCCAUCAGCCACAGUUCCCCCCACAUGGCUCGCAGACAACUGCAGCAUCAGCAGUCAUUUCCCCCUCCACCUCCAGAGCUGCAACAGCCUCACAAUGACAGCUUCCAGAACUACCCACCACCACCAUAUAUGACACAGGUGACCCUACCACAACAGCAGCAGCAACAACAACAGCAACAACAACAGCAGCAGCAGCAACAACAACAACAGCGACAACGGUUCAACAACUACUGA
Molecule: messenger RNA, 609 nt
Organism: Candidula unifasciata
Lineage: Eukaryota; Metazoa; Mollusca; Gastropoda; Stylommatophora; Geomitridae
Source: the annotation of a GenBank genome assembly